This is a messenger RNA of Thamnophis elegans (Western terrestrial garter snake), 2485 nucleotides long. RefSeq names its product trafficking protein particle complex 6B (gene TRAPPC6B). Bases 141 to 632 code for a protein of 163 amino acids. Gene Ontology annotation, cellular component: cis-Golgi network; trans-Golgi network; TRAPP complex. Lineage: Eukaryota; Metazoa; Chordata; Lepidosauria; Squamata; Natricidae. The transcript is spliced from 6 exons. The record is from RefSeq and is a predicted model, not a curated record. Gene Ontology annotation, biological process: endoplasmic reticulum to Golgi vesicle-mediated transport; regulation of GTPase activity.
CCGCCCCUGCACGCUGACGCCGGUUGGCUCGUUACGCUGCCUCGGCUCUCAACGGAGCGGUCGGAGGCUCGGUUGACAUCGCUUGCCUGGCGGUGGGCAGGGCCCGCGGGUCUCUUCCCUAGGCGGGAGGAGAGCUCGGCAUGAAUAAGUCGGAGAUGGCGGACGAAGCUCUCUUCCUCUUGUUGCACAACGAAAUGGUGUCCGGGCUGUACCGCGCCGCCGAGCAAGGCGAUGGGGAAAAUGGACGUUGUAUUACAAAAUUGGAAAAUAUGGGGUUUAGAGUAGGACAAGGAUUAAUAGAAAGGUUCACAAAAGAUACUGCCCGAUUCAAAGAUGAAUUAGAUAUAAUGAAGUUUAUUUGCAAAGAUUUUUGGACUACUGUAUUUAAAAAACAAAUUGAUAAUCUCAGGACCAACCAUCAGGGUAUCUAUGUACUUCAGGAUAACAAAUUUCGUCUUUUGACUCAAAUGUCUGCAGGAAAGCAAUAUUUGGAACAUGCCCCUAAGUAUUUGGCAUUUACAUGUGGACUAAUUAGAGGCGCUUUAUCAAAUUUGGGAAUAAAGAGUAUUGUGACAGCUGAAGUUUCAACAAUGCCUGCAUGUAAAUUUCAGGUGAUGAUACAGAAGAUGUAAAUAUAAAAUUCAUUCUGUUGCUCUGUAAAAUGGCAAAAUGAUCUGUAUUUUAUUUAUAAAGCACAUGAAGCUAUCCUUUAUUGUAUUAUUUAUCAAAUACAUUUUUUUCUAGAAGUGAAUAAGUGCAAUUUUUCAUAAUUUGCUGGUAGAUUUUAAAUUAUUUGUGGCCAUGAAUAUGAAUUUUCAUGUUUGUAAGGAUCAAUAAAUUAUCAUAAAUAAAUGCUAAGCUGUAGUAUAGCCAAAUCCUAUACAAUUUCAAUUUUUCAGUGUUGAAAUGGGUAAGGGCCAUAGAGUUGAGAAUGGUACUUCUGCUUUUCAGUCCCAGAAAGGUAGUUUGGGUAUAUUCCAAAGACAAUAAAAUUGCUUCAAAUGAUCUUGCAUAGUUUUUAAAAUAAUGCACUUGCUUGAACUGGGUAGUUAUUGUUCCAAAUCAUAUUUAAUGGGUAGAUAUAUAAGGUGUUGUCUGCUCAGGUAAUACUGAUAAGUCUCAUGCAUUGCUAGAUUUUACAUUUUGAUUUAUGAGAUUUUUUUUAUAAGGUUGAGACUUCAAAUAAGAAUAUCAAAUUAAUAGUUUUGACAUUGGAAUUAAAAAGUGAAGUGGCAGCAAGCCAAUGGACAUGCCCGAGUUCUAUUUAGAAAUCUUGCUUAUCAAACUGAAAUUGAUAGUACAUGGAGACCAAUAAGUAUUGGUAGAAUGAUCAAAGAUCUUAUAUUUAUUUUGAUCAUAACCAAAUGAAUCUCUUAGAAACAGUUGCAUAGACAUUGAUCUGGAUUGGCUAAGGAUUUGACAUAAUGGUCAGAAUCUAGCAUAAAUGUUAGCAAGAGGCAUAUUGUUAAUUCUAAUCUGUUUCUAAUCAUAUGAAAAAGAUUAUUGCAAUCGUUGGUGUACAAUUUGCAGAUUCCUGCUCAAAGAAUAGGUGGCUAGGAGAUCCUAGAUAGAUUAUAAUGGAAUGUCAAUUGCAUCCUUUCCUGGACCGGAAGGAAAUUUGCUCAAUUACUCAAGCCUUGGUUACCAGUUGUUUGGAUUACUGCAGUAUACUUUACUUCUACUGACCCUACCAGAUCAGAAAGGGUGGGACACUCCUACACUGCAGUCUUCUGGCAUCUAGAAAGCAUGCCUUUUCUGUGAAACUCCUUUAAGUUUAUCCAAUAGGUGUUUUUCAAAAGGCAACUGUGGACUGUUUUUCCUUGAAUACAUUUUGCUCCUCAUCCAACAAGCUGCUUCUGUUCUGAAGAAUUGAGGAAACAAACUGAAGAAGCUUAUUGGCUGAGAAACAAAAAUCUUCAAGGAAAAACAAAAUCCAGUUGCCUUUUGAAAGAGCGCCUUUCAGACAACUAUGACCUGGAUGAUUAAGAAUCUCCAGACACCUUGAAGUCUGAUAGGCCUUUACCCUUCUAGGCUUCUGUAAAGUAUGCAAGAACUGGCUUUCCCAAGUGGGAUAGGAUGAGGUGGAUUAGAUGAUUUAACAUGGAUGUUGGGACCUUGAGCUUGUUGCCAGGUUUUUAAUAUUUAUAGUUUAAAGUAUUAUGCUGUUAUAUUGUUUUAAUUGAUUGAGAGCAGCCCAGAGUUCUAUAAAAGAUUGGUGGCUGUAUAUAGUAAAUGUUUUAAAUAAACACAUAGAUCAGGAUUGAAUUAAGGAGUCCUUGUGCUCUCUGAUGUUACCUAGCUGGGUAAACAUCUGUAGGCAAACAACCAAGAUCAGAGAAUUCCAAGGAUCAGGUUUUGCCACAAUUCCACAUAUAGAAUUAAUAUUUCAUUUUAUCAAUCUAUUAUUCAAAGGAAAUUCAUUCUUUUAAAAAGAAAAUCUACAGUAUAGGUCAGCUUGGUAUCACAUGACUGGAUUUACAGAAGA